CCACCCCCGUUGGCAGCUGGUGCAAGCAAGAAACGCUCCUCCCUUCCCUCGUUCUUCUUCCUCGGCCCACCCCGCGACGACGAAAAGCCUAGUUUGAAACGCCGAAAGCGACGCCCUUCUUCCCCGUUCAAAGCAAUCGUGCUCCCCUUUUCUCCUCCCCCUUUCCACCAGCUGCACGCGUACGGGCCCGCCCCAAACACCAAGCUCGAUCUUGGUCUCCAGCAUAACCAGAAGAAGAGGGGGGGGGGGGGGGGUGCUCCGGAUCCCAUGGCGCCGGUGGUGUCGGCGCUGGCCAAGUACAAGCUGGUGUUCCUGGGCGACCAGGCCGUGGGCAAGACGGCCAUCAUCACCCGAUUCAUGUACGACAAGUUCGACGACACCUACCAGGCGACGAUCGGGAUCGACUUCCUCUCCAAGACGAUGUACCUCGAGGAUCGCACCGUCCGCCUCCAGCUCUGGGACACAGCUGGGCAGGAGAGGUUCCGCAGCCUGAUCCCGAGCUACAUCAGAGACUCCUCCGUGGCCGUCAUCGUUUACGAUGUGACUGACACGCAAUCCUUUUUGAAUACGUCAAAGUGGAUCGAGGAAGUGAAUACACAAAGAGGCGGCGAUGUGCUCAUCUUCCUUGUCGGAAAUAAAACUGACCUUGUCGACAAGAGGAAAGUGUCCACUGACGAAGGAGAAGCCAAAGCACAGGAGCAUGGCGCCAUGUUCAUAGAAACCAGUGCAAAAGCUGGGUUCAACAUCAAGGUUCCCACUCCUGAAUACAACCUCUGUUCCGCAAGAUCGCUGGAUCCCUUCCUGGAAUGGACGCUCUCUCGUCAGCAAAGCAGGAAGACAUGGUGGACAUAAACCUCAGGCCUUCCACUGGGUCGUCAGCUUCAGGCUCAGCUUCGCAGGCGGAGCAAAAGUCAGGUGGUUGCUCUUGUUGAGACUUGCAGAGUUUUGUGUUCAGAGAAGCUGCAGUAGUAGGGAUACAACAUUUGAGUUAAUACUUCCGUAGAGAUGAAGAGUAAUAUUCAUGGGGAAGAGGCCAAUUUCUGUGUACAAAUAUUUUUGUGAAGUUGCCAUACAUAACUUUUUUUGGAACCCAGGAAUAUGAUCAAAUCUGUGAAAGCUAACA
Molecule: messenger RNA, 1123 nt
Organism: Panicum virgatum (switchgrass)
Lineage: Eukaryota; Viridiplantae; Streptophyta; Magnoliopsida; Poales; Poaceae
Product: ras-related protein RABH1b-like
Exons: 6
Coding region: 268-852 (194 amino acids)
Molecular function (GO): GTPase activity; GTP binding
Source: RefSeq, a predicted model, not a curated record